AAGAAGUGAUGUCGUCCUCUGUAAUUUUCCUAGUUCUGUUCGCAUUAGUUUUUUACCAAAUGGAGAUGGAUGUUGCUCAGUUACUGGACGAAAGCUGCCGGUCAAAAAAUAACUUCAAAAUUGUCGGUGGAAAACCAGCUCCGAUAAAUUCGAGGCAUUGGAUGGCAGCCAUAUACAACAGAACUAAGGAUUUCAAUUGCGGCGGAACGCUUAUAACCAAAAGUAACUAUCACGAAAACGUGGUUAAAAUAACACGUACAUACAUACAAGUUUUUAACUCAACUGCUUUUAGACCACGUCCUAACAGCUGCACACUGUAUUAUCAACCAGGAAGUCCUGUACGUAGCACUCUUAUAGAUCCUUCAAUUCCUAAUCUUUUUUGACCUAGAUAUGUGCGACUAGGUGAGUACUAUAUAUUGUGCAACGAUCGGCAAUGUUCUGACCGGAAUUGGCUAGCUGUGGUCAAGGCCGUAAUCCAUGUGGACUUCAAAUUUAGUAGAAUGUUAAAUGAUAUAGGUCUGUUACAACUGCAGAAUGAAGUGAAUUACAAUGGUGAGAAAAAGGCAGUCUGGAUGGGAUUUGCGGAUUAAUAAUUGUGUUUGUAUGUCCUUUCUGCUGAUAGCCAACAUUCGGCCCAUCUGCAUCGUUCUAGAUAAAAACAUCAGUUCAGUAGGAAUCGAAACAUUCUCGGCAUUCGGAUGGGGCAGAACCCAUCCAGAUAAUCCGGAUUCUAGCCCAAUCCUAAACACUGUUUCCCUUGCACGCAGAAGUGCAAUGCACUGCUUACAAAGAGGCGAUAUAAGGGAAUUGUCCGACAAACUGAUCUGCGCUGGAAGCGAUAAAGGUGACACCUGUGGCGGCGACUCCGGCGGUCCUUUGGUGGCGAAUUUACCAUACCGCGGAGAAUCAGUCGCCGUUCAAGUGGGGAUCGUGAGCUACGGAUCAAUGGAGUGCAAUAGUAAUGGUGCCUACACCGAUGUAAUGCAAUACAAAGACUGGAUGCGAACGAUAAUUGGACCAACGACAAAGAUUCAACAACUUUUUUAUGAGAAGUGCGGCAGCACUUGGAGCGGAGGAAUCGAUGUGCUCCACUUUGAAGUUUCCGUAAUUAAUCGUAAUUUUACCGGCUCAUUGAUCACAGAUCGAUUUGUCAUAACUGUUGCAAGCGCUUUUCUCAGAAAUCCCACUGAAAUGUAAGUAGUAGAUCUACCAUUGUUAUAGUCUUCUUAUCAGAUAUAUAUUAAUAAUUAUUUAUUUACAUUCUUUUCAGAAAAGUAAAGUCCGUAUAUUUUACAAGCUUUGACGUUAAAGCGGUCAUCAGGCACCGCGAAUUCGGAACAUCUCCAAUGAAGGACAACAUAGCUAUAAUAGAACUGUCUAAGCCUGUACCAAUUUCACGUAAAUACGAAUAUGUUUAGCCCAUAAACUUUUUCUAAGAAUAGAUUUGUCCUAUAGAUUUCAUAACCACGAUCUGUUUGGAUCUAAAUAUGAAUGCCAGAACGUCGCUGACUGCCAUUCUCUACAGUACAAAUAAAGACGUACUCGGUGCUCAAAAAGUACAUUUUGAUCAAAUUAGCAGUUCUGAAUGCUCCAAAAUGAUUCAACUGCAACUACAACCUUCUCAAUUCUGUGUCACGAAGCCGAGAAGCGACUUUAAAUUCCACUUACCGGGCUCUGUUUUGGGUACAUAUGAUACUAUCAACAAUGACAAAAAGUUCCUACUGCUCGGUAUGAUAAGCUUUAUCAAGAACGAUUUGAUCGUUUUUACUAAUGUUACGAGUUACAAAGAUUGGAUACGAUUAGUAACUAAGACCCAACAAUAACAUAUAUUUAAGAUAACCAACCCACCAAGGACUUUACCAACCCCACACAACCACACCACCA
Molecule: messenger RNA, 1884 nt
Organism: Drosophila simulans
Lineage: Eukaryota; Metazoa; Arthropoda; Insecta; Diptera; Drosophilidae
Product: chymotrypsin B-like
Exons: 2
Coding region: 550-1197 (215 amino acids)
Biological process (GO): proteolysis
Molecular function (GO): serine-type endopeptidase activity
Source: RefSeq, a predicted model, not a curated record